AUGCCACUGCUUAGAGAGCGGCUGUUUCGUCUGAAGAGUGCGCCGACUGAUCCGCUGGAGACUCGACUUCGACGAUGCCUCACGACGACCGAUAUCACUCUGCUUGGAGUGGGUCAUAUGAUUGGUGCAGGCAUUUAUGUCCUCACAGGAUCCGUGGUGCGUAACAGUACUGGACCGUCGAUUGUGGUUUCGUUUGCAUUGGCUGGAAUCGCUUCGUUGCUAUCGGCACUUUGCUAUGCGGAGUUUGGAGCGAGAUUCCCGAAAGCCGGAAGUGCUUACACGUAUGCGUAUAUUGGAGUGGGAGAGCUAUGGGCCUUCACAAUCGGAUGGAAUAUCAUUUUGGAGCAUAUGCUGGGAGCGGCUGCUGUGGCACGAUCGUGGUCUGGCUAUUUGGAUUCGUUGUUGGGAAAUAACGAUAGAACGAUGAUCAUAAAUAAAUCUGCUUCAUUUUUUGCCGACUAUCCGGACUUGAUCGCGUUUAGCGUUGUCAUAGCAGUAGCGUUAUUCGUAGCACUUGGCUCUAAGACAUCCACCAACUUCAAUUCAAUCUUUACAAUGAUCAACAUGCUUGUGAUUGCAUUCGUUGUUGGCUAUGGUUUCACGUUUGCGGAUUUUUCGCUGUGGAGUGGAUAUGACGAAGAGACGCAUCAACCCAGAUUUAUGCCGUACGGUCUGAACGGUCUGUUGGCUGGUGCGGCCAGCUGUUUCUUCGCAUAUAUUGGUUUCGAUGGACUUGCAACAGCUGGAGAAGAAGCCUCCGAUCCAUCUCGCGCUAUACCGGUCGCAACGUUCAUAUCGAUGUCGAUCGUGACAGCCGCCUACAUUCUGAUGUCCGCAGCGCUCACACUAAUGGUUCCAUUCAGACAGGUUAAUCCAACCGCUGCGUUUUCGGAUGCGUUCGCCAGUCGUGGAGCUGAAUGGGCCAAAUAUAUCGUUUCGAUCGGUGCCAUGUCAGGAAUGACGACAAGUUUGGUCGGCUCGAUGUUCGCUCUACCACGUUGUGUUUAUGCGAUGGCCGAAGAUGGUCUUCUGUAUUCGACAUUUUCACAGAUUAGCGAUAAGACACAGGUUCCCAUCAACGCAGUCGUAGUGUUCGGAGCAGCCACUUCAAUAAUAGCAUUACUAUUCGAUAUUGAAACUCUAGUGGAAUUCCUCUCGAUCGGCACCCUAUUGGCAUAUACAAUUGUGUCUGCGUGUGUCAUUGUCCUCAGAUACCGAUACGAACCGUCCGAAGAGGGAGGUGGUCGUAUCAGAAAGUGGGUACCGUUUCAAAGCUGGUUGACUAUACCACAACCAGGAAUUCUGGUAACAUGGAGUGUUUUCAUGAUGAUAAUCGGCGAUGUUGGGAUGAGUAUCAUCUUCGCGAGUGGCUCUUUGAGAUAUUCGUAUGGCAUCGUUUGUGCGAUGCUGUUCGGGUUGAUCGCUGGACUAGCGUUCAUCUUGAUCUGUCUUCAUCAUCAGAAUAAUGCACAAAUCGAUUUCAAGGUACCGUUGGUGCCAUUGGUUCCUUCAGUGAGUAUCCUCGUGAAUGUGCUAUUGAUGAUGCAUCUGGCUCCAGUUACAUGGCUACGUCUCAUCAUAUGGCUUCUUAUUGGUACGGAGAAUGUUUCGUUCGUUCAUAAAAUAUUUAGAAAACUCGUCGUUUCGAUUAUGAUCAACUGUUCAGAUUCUGAUCUUCCGUAUGCCCGAUUAUUUCUUUAA
Molecule: messenger RNA, 1701 nt
Organism: Anisakis simplex (herring worm)
Lineage: Eukaryota; Metazoa; Nematoda; Chromadorea; Rhabditida; Anisakidae
Source: the annotation of a GenBank genome assembly